Corticium candelabrum is the source of this 3893-nucleotide messenger RNA. RefSeq names its product protein transport protein Sec31A-like. Gene Ontology annotation, molecular function: structural molecule activity; protein binding. Gene Ontology annotation, biological process: endoplasmic reticulum to Golgi vesicle-mediated transport; COPII-coated vesicle cargo loading; intracellular protein transport. NCBI's taxonomy places the organism in Eukaryota, Metazoa, Porifera, Homoscleromorpha, Homosclerophorida, Plakinidae. The record is from RefSeq and is a predicted model, not a curated record. Gene Ontology annotation, cellular component: COPII vesicle coat; endoplasmic reticulum exit site. Bases 96 to 3560 code for a protein of 1154 amino acids. The transcript is spliced from 32 exons.
ACUCCGGACGACAAAUUGAUUUUAACUACUGCCACCGUGGCGAAGGCUGACACAGAAGAUAGACGAUUGUUGCUGUCUGGAGCCUUGUCUCUGCUAUGAAAGUCAAGGAAAUUCAUCGCACCGCUAAUAUAGCGUUUAGUCCUGCCAAACAUCAUCCCAUAUUGUUGGCUGCAGGAACAGCUGCUCAGCAAUUGGAUGCCACGUUUAGUACUACUGCUGCGUUGGAGAUUUUUGCACUCGACCUGGCUGAGAGUGGUCUUGAAAUGCCAUUGAAGGCAAGCAUUGCUGUCCAGCAAAGAUUCCAUAAACUUGUAUGGGCUGCGUAUGGUCUCAGUGGUGCAGAUAGAGCAAAUGGUUUGCUGAUUGGUGGAUCAGACAAUGGCACCGUGUAUCAUUGGGACUGUGCAGAAAUAAUGAAGGGAAAAGAGGGUCUUGUCUUCAAAAGUGAUAUGCAUAGUGGGGCUGUGAGGGCAAUGGAUAUCAAUCCUUUCCAAUCGAAUCUUUUGGCAACUGGAGCAAGCGAAUCUGAAAUUUUCAUCUGGGAUUUAAAUAACCCUGAAAGCCCAAUGUCACCUGGGGCAAAAAUUCAGCCUCCUGAAGAUGUGAGUUGUGUGGCAUGGAAUUGUCAAGUUCAGCACAUCUUGGCGUCCACAUCUCCUAGCGGUCGUUCUGUGGUGUGGGACUUGAGAAAGAAUGAGCCCAUCAUUCAAGUCUCUGACCAUUCUUCUAGAAUACGAUGCAAAGUGAUUGCUUGGCAUCCUGAUGUAGCAACACAAAUGGCAACAGCAUCUGAAGAUGAUCGAAGUCCGGUGGUGCAGCUGUGGGAUUUGAGAUUUGCUACCUCUCCGAUGAAAGUGCUUGAACAUCAGCGUGGAAUCUUGUCUAUGGCUUGGUGUCCUCGUGAUUCUGAUUUGCUGCUCACCUGUGGAAAGGACAAUAGAGUUCUCUGCUGGAAUCCUAACAGUACUGCUCAAGGCGGCGAAAUUGUUUAUGAGCUACCAACAACAUCGCAGUGGAGUUUUGAUAUUCACUGGUGUCCUAGGAAUCCGUCUGCUAUUGCAACGGCUUCGUUUGAUGGCCAUGUCAGUGUUUUUUCACUUAUGGGUGGACACACAGCUACUGACAAAGCAACUACUGUUGCUAGUGAUGAUCCAUUUGCUUCUUCUAUUCUGGCACAGCAACAGCCAACGACCAUGUUGUUGAAGACUCCUCCAAAAUGGUUUAGAAGACCCUGUGGGGCUAGCUUUGGGUUUGGGGGCAAGUUGGUUUCAUUUGGACAGUAUGAAGGUCCAAAACAAGUUCAUAUCAGUCAAGUGGUGACGGAGUUUGAGUUGCUGCAGCAGUCUCGUAAUCUUGAGGCCGCUUUGCGGUGCAAUACAGUCGUAGACUUUUGUCAAGAAAAAAUUGAGUCGAGUGAGAGUGACCGUGAUUGUCAGAUAUGGAAUUUUUUGAAGGUCUGUUUUUCCAAAGAGCCACGACAGAACUUCCUAACUCUCUUAGGAUACACAACUGAAGAGCUUGAGAAGAAGGUUGGAGCACUGGUAGGUCAAGGUCUGGCUCAAACAACUGGAGUAGAUACCACAACUUUGGCUGAGAAAAUGGAGAACCUAGAAACUAAGGAUGACGCAGCUCAGGAAGCACAAGCUCAGGCAUCACUUGCGUUUGAGGGCACCACGUUGACUGAAAGUGACCCAUCACCAUUUGAUGACUUGAAUGAAUCUGCUAGCCAUGUAGAUCAGACACUUGCAGCAACUGGAGGAAAGCGACCGGGCCAACUGCUGCUUACGACGCAAAUUUCUUCUCAUGUGGCAGCUCCAUUUUUGAUCAGCACUGAUGACAACGUGGAUGGUGUAUUGAGCAAAGCUUUACUCAUGGGAAACUUUGAAAUGGCUGUUGAAAUCUGUCUCCAUGGCGACAGAAUGGCUGAUGCGCUGCUCUUGGCAGUUGCUGGUGGUUCUGAAUUGUUUGCAAGGACACAGCAAAUUUACUUUCAAAAACGAAAGAGUCAAGUAUCAAGGCUGGUGUCAGCUGUAGUUCAACGUGACUGGUUAGAUAUUGUCCAGUAUGGGGAGCUUGAGAACUGGAAGGAGAUGUUGGCAGCUCUUCUUACGUAUGCGCGUCCAGAAGAAUUCCCAACUCUUUGUGAUGUGCUUGGUAGUCGAUUGGAAACAGACGACAAGGGGCUCCGUGAAAAAGCUCUACUGUGCUAUAUCUGUGCAGGCAAUGUGAACAAGCUUGUUGAUUGCUGGGCUGAAAUAUCGGAGAAGCCUGAUUUUCCUAUGGCUAUUCAGGAUCUCAUUGAGAAGGCGAUGGUACUGACACGGGCAGUUGAGACUGAACGAAAACAGGCUCCAUCGACUACAAGCACUAUCCUCUCUCACAAACUCCAGCAAUAUGCAGUGCUUCUAGCAUCACAAGGAAGUCUUGAUACUGCAUAUGGCUAUCUUGAACGUGCUGUCACUGCACAGGAUGCUCAAAUGGAGUGGAGGGAUCGUGUUUAUCGUGCCCAGGCAGUCAGUAACCAACGUGCUCCCGAGUUUCCAUUUGACGUGAUUAAUGUACUUCCUGAACAAGCACCGGUUGUGCAUGCUGCUAUUCGCGGUGAUGAAAUUUCUCGUCAGCCGAAGUCGAUUGACUCACAAUUUGGAGGUCAAACAUCUUUUGCUGGCCAUUCUGUUCCUAAACAGCAUGCAUACCAGCAGCCUCUUUAUUCUGGUGGACCUAAAGAUUACAGCAGGACAGCAGGGUCUAGUGGAUUCUUACAACAACAUCCAGUUGCUACGUAUCCACCUGGUUCAAUUCAUGCAGUGUCACCUAGGCCACCUUCCGUGUCUGACUCUUCAUCUUUCUCUUCAACUCAACUGGUCCCACCUUCAGGACCUCCAACUGGGGCAACUCAAUUGGUUCCAUCAAUGCAGCAUCCGUCAGUGCGUCCGCCAAUAGCAAAGACAGAGCGUGUGCAGGAGCCUGUUCCACCUGGCUGGCAUGACCCUCCUCCGCUCAAGCCAGGGACAUCAACUCCUACUGCGUAUGUUGCUCCUGCACCAAUCACAGCGCCAAUAGCCGGUAUGCCUGCUCCUACUCAUGAACCUAUGCAGGCUGCAGGACAAUGGCAUCUGCCACAUCAACCACCACAGAACUUGCAGAGGACAAAUCAAGAGCACCUUUCUUCUCCACCAGCGAGAGUCAAAAAGGAACCAACUCCUCCUCCCUCCAAGCUAAAAGAGCCUAUUCCAGCUGAGCACAUGGCACUGGUUGAAACAUUUGAUGGGCUGUUAGACCGCUGCAGAAGGGUUGCACAGAAUCCGGCAAUGAAACGAAAAGCAGAUGAAGUCAAAAAGCGACUGGAUUUUCUCUACGACAAGUUGAGAGACAAGACGUUGACCCCAACUACAUUAGGCAGCAUUCACCAAAUGUGCCAAGUUAUUCAAGCUGGAGAUUAUCAGUCAGCACUUGGUAUACACCAGGGCUUGGUAGCUAGCAGCAGCUUCAAUGAGACUAGUGGAUUUCUGCCGGGUUUAAAAACUCUGCUACAGAUGAGUCUACAGCUACGGGUGUGACUUCGAAUUUAGGUCUUGAUGCUUGCUAUCACAGCAGCAAGUAGAAUAUGUAUGUAUAGUGAUGGAUUGUGGUAGUUGUCUUAUCAUGUGUUGGACUGGACAACCAGAAUAUAUGAUUGCGUACUGGUUGCUUGUACAUCACAUUUACUUGAGCAACUCCACAGUAACUAUGCAGUAACAGAGCAAGAAAACACUACAUCAUAACUGCAAUUGUUUGAAAACUGUGCAGAGCGUGAUAGGCUUGUCUGAUUUGUUGUUGAUCACAUUGAAUUGUCCGUUGUAUCUGUUUCGGUUUAAUAGCAGCUAAUGCAUCGAUACGAUGUGGUGGUUUUC